Messenger RNA from Trichoderma harzianum CBS 226.95, 924 nucleotides. RefSeq lists its product as hypothetical. Lineage: Eukaryota; Fungi; Ascomycota; Sordariomycetes; Hypocreales; Hypocreaceae. The transcript has a single exon. The record is from RefSeq and is a predicted model, not a curated record. The annotation marks the transcript as partial.
AUGCGCCUCAUCAACACCGAAACCCUCACCCUCGUCGAAUUCCUCGAAACCGACGUCCCCAAAUACGCCAUCCUCUCACACACAUGGGAAGACCAAGAAGUCACCUUCCAAGACUUCCCCCACGACGCCAUCCGCUCCCGCAAACGCGGCUUCACCAAGCUCCAGAAGCUCUGCGAGCUCGCCAGGCAGGACGGCCUGCAGUACGCCUGGGCCGACACCUGCUGCAUCGACAAGACCAGCAGCUCCGAGCUGACAGAGGCCAUCAACUCCAUGUUCCGGUUCUACCUCCACGCGGACGUGUGCUAUGCCUGGCUCAUGGAUCUCCCGCCGGACAAUCGCCAUGUUCAUUAUCAGUUGCCCAAGUGUCGGUGGUUCACACGGGGCUGGACGCUGCAAGAACUCAUCGCACCGCGGGUCCUCAAGUUUUAUGAUCAGACGUGGGCGUUUCGAGGCACGAAGAGUACUCUUAGACAACUUAUUACGCAGAUUACGAAUAUCAGCACUGCUGUUCUCAAGGAUCCUGCAAGACUAAGCCAGCUCCCUGUCGCACAGAAGAUGGCCUGGGCGGCAAGUCGACAGACGACGCGCAUCGAGGACAUGGCGUAUAGCCUGCUGGGCAUCUUCGAUGUGAACAUGCCAAUGAUCUACGGCGAAGGGUCACGAGCAUUCUUGCGUCUACAGGAAGAAAUUGCAAAGGAGAAGAACGACCCUAGCCUAUUUGCGUGGAGGACAGCAUCAUCUCCAUCGCCAUCAUUAUCAUCAUCGUCAUCGUCGUUGUCGUUGUCAGGGGAUCAGAAGCAAACACAUCACGGCAUGUUCGCCUCCACGCCCGCAGACUUCGUCAACUCAGGAUCCAUUCAUCUCAUCAACGACCCCAUGUUCAGCACCGAAUUCCUCAUCACCAACAAGGGCCUCCGCAUAGAC